AUGAAUCCCGAAUACGACUACCUCUUCAAGCUGCUGCUCAUCGGAGACUCCGGUGUCGGCAAGUCUUGCUUGCUCCUGCGUUUCGCCGACGAUACUUACACGGAAUCUUACAUCUCCACCAUCGGCGUGGACUUCAAAAUCCGGACGAUCGAGCUGGACGGCAAGACGGUAAAACUGCAGAUUUGGGACACUGCUGGCCAAGAACGGUUCCGCACUAUCACAUCAUCCUACUACCGGGGCGCCCACGGCAUCUGCGUUGUGUACGAUGUCACCGAUAUGGACAGCUUCAACAACGUCAAGCAGUGGCUGCAGGAGAUCGAUAGGUAUGCCACAGAGGGCGUGAACAAGCUGCUUGUAGGAAAUAAAAGCGACAUGGCGGACAAGAAGGUGGUUGAGUACACGGUGGCCAAGGAAUUUGCCGACAGCCUCGGGAUUCCAUUCCUCGAGACAUCGGCCAAGAACGCCAGCAACGUUGAGCAGGCAUUCUUGACAAUGGCCCGUCAGAUCAAGGAACGCAUGGGCAGCAGCAUUGCCACAAACAACACCAAGGCCAACGUGAACGUUUCUCCCGGCCACGGCGUCUCGAACAACCAGUCUGGCGGCUGCUGCUAA
Molecule: messenger RNA, 612 nt
Organism: Chaetomium strumarium
Lineage: Eukaryota; Fungi; Ascomycota; Sordariomycetes; Sordariales; Chaetomiaceae
Product: P-loop containing nucleoside triphosphate hydrolase protein
Exons: 5
Coding region: 1-612 (203 amino acids)
Biological process (GO): vesicle-mediated transport
Molecular function (GO): GTP binding; GTPase activity
Source: RefSeq, a predicted model, not a curated record